Jaculus jaculus (lesser Egyptian jerboa) is the source of this 3427-nucleotide messenger RNA. It is a transcript of the gene Znf746, whose product is annotated as zinc finger protein 746. Lineage: Eukaryota; Metazoa; Chordata; Mammalia; Rodentia; Dipodidae. The transcript has 7 exons. Gene Ontology annotation, biological process: regulation of DNA-templated transcription. The record is from RefSeq and is a predicted model, not a curated record. Bases 34 to 2001 code for a protein of 655 amino acids.
CUUCCUCCGCGCCAGGCGGGACAGCGCAGGGCCAUGGCCGAGGCGGCCGCGGCUCCGAUUUCUCCGUGGACAAUGGCAGCUACAAUUCAGGCCAUGGAGAGGAAGAUUGAAUCGCAAGCUGCUCGACUGCUAUCCCUAGAAGGUCGAACAGGGAUGGCUGAGAAGAAGCUGGCCGACUGUGAGAAGACAGCCGUGGAGUUCGGCAACCAGCUGGAGGGCAAGUGGGCCGUGCUGGGCACCCUGCUGCAGGAGUACGGGCUGCUGCAGCGGCGGCUCGAGAACGUGGAGAACCUGCUGCGCAACAGGAACUUCUGGGUCCUGCGGCUGCCCCCCGGCAGCAAGGGCGAGGUCCCCAAGGUGCCCGUGACCCUUGAUGACGUGGCCGUGUAUUUUUCUGAGCAGGAGUGGGGCAAGCUGGAGGACUGGCAGAAGGAACUCUACAAGCACAUGAUGAGGGGCAACUACGAGACGCUGGUCUCCCUGGACUAUGCCAUCUCCAAGCCCGAGGUCCUCUCCCAGACUGAACCAGGCAAGGAGCCAUGCACCUGGCGUCGCACUGGCCCCAAGGUCCCGGAGGUUCCUGUGGACCCAAGUCCAGGCUCGGGGGCCCCUGUUCCUGCCCCUGACCUCCUGAUGCAGAUCAAACAGGAGGGAGAGCUCCAGCUGCAGGAGCAACAGGCUCUGGGCGUGGAGGCCUGGGCUGCUGGGCAGCCAGAUAUCGGGGAGGAGCCCUGGGGUCUCAGCCAGCUGGACUCUGGGGCAGGAGACAUCUCUACGGAUGCUACCUCUGGUGUCCACUCCAACUUCUCAACCACUAUCCCACCUACUUCCUGGCAAGCAGAGCUCCCUCCCCACCACCCCUCCUCAGCAUGCUCAGAUGGAGCGCUGAAGCUCAGCACAGCAGCCGCCACAGAAGCAGAUGUAAAAAUUGUGAUCAAAACCGAAGUCCAGGAGGAGGAGGUGAUAGCCACGCCUGUGCAUCCCACGGACCUAGAAGCUCAUGGGACUCUGUUUGCACCAGGCCAGGCCGCAAGGCUCUUCCCUAGCCCCGUCCAAGAAGGAGCCUGGGAAAGCCAGGGCAGUUCCUUUCCCAGCCAGGACCCGGUCCUGGGGCUGCGGGAGCCCACCCGUCCUGAGAGGGACAUCGGGGAGCUCAGCCCUGCUGUGGCUCAGGAGGAGACAGCUGCUGGGGACUGGCUCUUCGGGGGGGUCAGGUGGGGCUGGAAUUUCCGAUGUAAGCCUCCAGUGGGCCUGAACCCACGGACUGUGCCUGAGGGGCUGUCGUUCUCCCCUGACAACGGAGAGGCUAUCUUGGACCCCAGCCAGGUUCCACGAGCCUUCAACGAGCCCUGCAAAUACCCUGGCCGGACCAAGGGCUUUGGCCACAAGCCAGGGCAGAAGAAGCACCCCGCGGCGCCGCCGGGAGGCCGGCCCUUCACCUGCGCCACGUGCGGGAAGAGCUUCCAGCUGCAGGUGAGCCUGAGCGCGCACCAGCGCAGCUGCGGACUGCCCGACGGCGCGGGCGCGGGCACGGGCACGGGCCCCGGGGCCGCCUCCACGGCGGGCAGCGGCGGCGCCCGGGACAGCAGCGCCCUGCGGUGCGGGGAGUGUGGCCGCUGCUUCACGCGCCCCGCGCACCUUAUUCGCCACCGCAUGCUGCACACGGGGGAGCGGCCCUUCCCCUGCACCGAGUGCGAGAAGCGCUUCACCGAGCGCUCCAAGCUCAUUGACCACUACCGCACGCACACCGGCGUGCGGCCCUUCACCUGCACGGUGUGCGGCAAGAGCUUCAUCCGCAAGGACCACCUCCGCAAGCACCAGCGCAACCACCCCGCCGUGGCCAAGGCGCCUGCCCCAGGGCCCCCGCUCCCGCCGCUGCCUGCCCCGCCAGACCCCUUCAAGACCCCGGCUGCCAAAGGACCCUUGGCCGCCACAGACCUUGUGACCGACUGGACUUGUGGCCUAAGUGUCCUGGGACCAGCCGAUGGAGGGGACUUGUGAGGACCCCUGCAGGCCACAGGUGUACAAAGCGAAGCCCGUGUGCAGACGGCAGGAUGGCGCGGCAGGAAACCAUGGAGUCGAAAAGGGAGACAGAGUCAAGUGUCCGCGUUGCCGAACUGAUCCCUGGAAAGAAUCCAUCCAACCGUGCAGCUUCCACCUCUAAACAAAGUAGGGUUCUGAUUGUGACACUGAACACCUGAGUAGAAUCUUCAGUAAUUUAAUUACACAUCCAUUUUUUUCCUUUUUAAUUCUUGAGGAAAAAGCUGGCAAGCAGUAGCAGCUUCAGUCGAAGUUUUGUAGCGUACUUUUGGUCUCUGGGGUGUGUCCACCCUGUCCUAGAGUGUGGAAAGGGUGGCCAGCGGGGAAAGGGGGUGAAGAGGCCCUGGAUGCCCUUUGGCCCUACCAGCUCCUAGGUAUGUGUCCUUGGGCCGUACAGUCACGUGACAGCCACGCCCGUGACCUGAGGUCCUGGGUGGUGAGGGUGCCGGGGCCUGAGGCCAGCCUUCGUUGGGCAGUAGGGACCCCACUAGGAGCAGACCUGACACUUAACCUCUUACCUGUCCUGUGAGUACCCCCAUCCAUUUCAGGCCACCUGUGGUUAUCUGUCCAAAGGAAGGUGGCAGCACCCCAUUUUGUAUGGCUUCUGGGCCUGGCUGGAGUCACGUGGAGCUUAGUGUUAAUCAUGGAGGGGAAGAAUCUGGGUACUAAGCCCUCGACUUGUCACAGAACCGAGGCUGCCCCCCUCGGGCUUUCCCACUCUCGGUCGCUGCCCGCUGUGCGCCGUCUUACCUUCAGGAGGCGCCACCUUGCAUCUCUUCCGACCAUUGCCAUGACUUUGGGUAGCAAAGAGAUGAGGAAAUAAAGGGCUCAGAGGGACACGUGUCAGUCAGGCUCUCACGAUGAGUGCAGUGUGUACCAGGAGCUGGAAGACCCCGCUCCUGAAACAGCAGCGUAAGCGAGAAAAGGCUUUCAGCUUUGCCCUCUCGGGAACUGCCUGCGCCGCUGAAGCUGAGCCGUCCCGCAGUGAGCGCUUGCUCACCACUCGGGGCCCCGGAGGUAGUGGGAAGGAUGGUAAUGGGAACCCGGCUCGCUCAGCCCCCUCUGGAAUGUCUUCUUGGUGGAAUUAGGAGUAGGCCCAGGCUUGUUCACACGACAGUGCUGUCCCCACCACACACAUCCAUUCCCACUUUGUUGAAGCAGCCACUAGGUCUCUUGCCCAAGUGGGUAACACUCCCUGCAGAGGGCAGAGACCAUGGUGCCCAUUCAGCUCCCUCCUGCAUACCUUUAUUAGGAAUAGACUAGUUAAGAAAAUGGUUUCUAUGUACUGUAUAUUUUGUACUUGUUUACACUUCUAAUAUUGAUAUAACUGAUAUUUUGAAAAAUGAACAGAAAACAUCCCGUUAAAAUAAAACCUAACCAGCAUCAA